AAAGUAAAAAAGUUAUUUCCCUGCUGCACAAGCUAUCCAGCUGCCACUCUUUAACUCACUUUUUCUCACAAUAAGUCAUUCUCUUCCUUCCUACUUUCCCCCCUCAGAAACCCAUUUCAUCAUAUCAUCAUCCAAUGGCACCCAGAAGGAUUAAGAUGCUGCUAAGGUUGUGCCUUGUGGUGGCUCUUUGGGGUGGCACAUUGGCUCAAUCUCAAUCAAGUUGCACCAAUGUCUUCAUAAGUCUUGCUCCCUGCCUUGACUAUGUAACAGGAAAUGCCUCAAACCCUUCUUCUUCUUGCUGCUCUCAACUUGCCUAUGUGGUGAGUUCUCAACCACUGUGCCUGUGUGAGGUUGUUAGCGGUGCUGCUUCAACAAUUGCUGCAAGUUUCAACAUCAAUCAGACUCGGGCUUUGGCUCUCCCCACUUCUUGCAACAUUCAGACACCUCCUCUUACCACCUGCACUGGCUCAGCCUCUUCCUCACCAGCUUUUUCCGUUUCAAACUUUCCCAACUCCCCUUCAGGGAUUGGAUCCAACACUGUUUCAUCAGCGACCGGAAGCAGUACGAUUGUCGGUGGUUCAUCUCACGGAAAUUCAAGUUCCACUUAUAAAUUAUCAUGUUCUUGGUUUCUGAUGUUUGUCCUUGCAACCACUUUGACUUUCACCUUCACGAGUACCACAUCGCUCUACAUCUUCUAAAUCUUCUUAUUAUAUAUCCUUUACAGCUUCCUGCUUACCGACUUAUAUUGUAUUACAAUGUCCAUUGUGCCUUAACAAAGUUAGGAUUAGCUUCCCCUCUCUACUUUUAAUUAUUUCUAUUUUCCUUCUAA
Molecule: messenger RNA, 829 nt
Organism: Vigna angularis (adzuki bean)
Lineage: Eukaryota; Viridiplantae; Streptophyta; Magnoliopsida; Fabales; Fabaceae
Product: non-specific lipid transfer protein GPI-anchored 5
Exons: 3
Coding region: 135-698 (187 amino acids)
Biological process (GO): lipid transport
Molecular function (GO): lipid binding
Source: RefSeq, a predicted model, not a curated record